UGCGUUCCUCUUCAUGUACCAGAGUUGUCUUUCAACCAUAUUAAAUUUAAAAGCAUUGCAUUCAGCCAGAGUUGAUCAAGAUAAAAAGGAUUUGGAACUUAAAUCAACAAGCAAUUGGACACCUUUGCAAUCCCCCAAAGAGAGACAAAUUAGCUGCGAUCGCUCUCAUCACUCCUAUGAUUUAUGCGCAAUCAACGGUCCUACUAUUCUCCACCCCAUAACCUCUACUUUCUUCCUUGUGGAUCCCUCCACCUCAUCCCCGCCUUCCUUUGCGGAAAAAAUUAGACCUUACCCUCGAAAAUGGGAGAAUUUCACGAUGAAGAAAAUCAAGGAGUUGACCAUAACCUCGACUCCACAAACCCCAAGAUGUGAAGUACAACAUAAUGUUCCGGCUUUAGUAUUCAGUGCAGGUGGGUACAACGGAAACUUUUGGCAUGAUUUCAAUGACGGGUUAAUUCCUCUCUUUAUCACCGUCAACUCAGUCUUUCCAGAUCAAGAUUUUGUUCUUGUCAUCACGGAAGCUCGUGAUACGUGGGUUACCAAGUACGCUGAUUUAUUACAAACGUUUAGUAAACACCGUAUCAUAAACCUGAAUAAUGACAACGCCACUCAUUGUUUUACUUCUGCCGCUUUGGGCCUAAUAUCACAUGGAUUUAUGUCCAUAAACCCUGCGUUGAUGCCAACUUCAAAAACUUUCACCCAUUUUCGUGCUUUCCUGGACAAAGCCUAUGGCCUCGGCCAACGAAACUACCCCUCCAAGCACAAAUCUCCGGCGGCUCGGCCACGGUUGGUGUUGGCGAGUCGCAAGGGUAGUCUUGGACGUGUUAUUUUGAAUCAGGCAGAAGUAAAACGUGUAGCGGAAGAAGUAGGGUUUGAUGUAAUUGUAUUUAAGCCAACUCCGAGAACCCCAUUGCAGGAAGCUUACGCAGUUGUAAAUUCAAGCCAUGUAAUGGUUGGGGUACACGGUGCAGCGCUUACACAUUCAUUAUUUCUCCGGCCAGGUUCAGUGUUGGUGCAGGUGGUGCCGUUGGGGCUUGAAGGGUUGGGGGAGAUGUGCUUCGGGAAAUCGGCUAGGGCUAUGGGGUUAGAGUACAUGGAAUAUAAGAUCAAUGCAGAGGAGAGUAGCUUGGUGGAAAAGUAUGAUAAGAAUGAGUUGUUGAUAAGGGAUCCAACUGCUUUUCGAGGGAAGAAUUGGUCUGACGCUAUUAUGACCAUAUAUUUGAAGGAACAAAACGUUAAAUUUGAAUUGUUUAGAUUUAAGGAAUAUUUAAAGCAAGUGUAUAAGAAGGCGAAGCGAUUCAUGGACAAGGAGGGAUAAAAAUCAAUCAAAAUUAUAGCGAUUCUUGUAAUAAUGAUAUUGUAAUUGUUAUC
Molecule: messenger RNA, 1371 nt
Organism: Pistacia vera
Lineage: Eukaryota; Viridiplantae; Streptophyta; Magnoliopsida; Sapindales; Anacardiaceae
Product: alpha-1,3-arabinosyltransferase XAT2-like
Exons: 2
Coding region: 14-1318 (434 amino acids)
Molecular function (GO): glycosyltransferase activity
Source: RefSeq, a predicted model, not a curated record